ACUUUGACAGUCUUCUCAUGCUGCUUCUGCCACCUACUUGAUCAGAAGACACCGUUUCAACUUUAACCCAGCAUGAUAGAAACAUACAACCAACCUUCUCCCCGGGCCGUGGCUACUGGGCUGCCUGUCAGCAUGAAAAUUUUUAUGUAUUUACUUACUAUUUUUCUCAUCACCCAGAUGAUUGGGUCGGUGCUUUAUGCUGUGUAUCUUCAUAGAAGACUGGAUAAGGUAGAAGAGGAAGCAAGCCUUCGUGAGGAUUUUAUAUUCAUAAAAAAGCUUCAGCGAUGCAUCAAAGAAGAAGGAACCUUACCCUUGAUCAACUGUAAGGACCUGAAAAGGCAAUAUGAAGACCCUGUCAAGGAUAUAAGGCUAAACACGGAAGAGAAAAAAGAAAACAGCUACGAAAUGCAAAAAGGUGAUGAGGAUCCUCAAAUUGCAGUACAUGUUGUAAGUGAGGCCAACAGUAAAACAGCUUCUGUUCUGCAGUGGGCCAAGAAAGGAUAUUAUACCAUGAAAAACAACUUGGUAAUACUCGAAAGUGGGAGACAACUGACUAUUAAAAGACAAGGACUCUAUUAUGUCUACACCCAAGUCACCUUCUGUUCUAAUCAGGAACCUUCGAAUAAAGAUCCAUUUUUAGUCAGCCUCUGUCUGAAGUCCACCAGUGGAUCUGAGAGAAUCUUGCUCAGGGCAGCAAACACCCACAGUUCCUCCAAACCCUGUGGCCAACAGUCAGUUCACUUGGGAGGAGUAUUUGAAUUACAAGAAGACACCUCUUUGUUUGUCAAUGUGACUGAUGCAAGCCAAGUGAUCCACGGAAUCGGCUUCACAUCUUUCGGCUUACUCAAACUCUGACCAGUGUGCUGUCCUAGGCUGCAGCAGGGCUGAAGCUGACAGUCUUCCCUAUACAGCAAAUCGUUAGGACCCGCCCCUGUUGAACUGCCUAUUUAUAACCCUUGGACCCUCCUCAUGGAGAACUAUUUAUUAUGUACCCCAAGGCACAUAGAGCUGGAAGAAGAGAAUUCCAGGGCAAGCAAAAUCCUAACGGACCCUGCUCCCUAAGAGCUUAUCAUCAGAAACAGCAACUCUACUGAUGCAUCCAACCAGAGAGCCCUAGGAAAAGACAAAGCCAUAAUGCACAGAUGACAGAGCUCGGAUGAAACAGUAGAUAAUUGACCAAGCCCAGUUGUGUUGCUUUAUGAGUGUGUCUUUCAGUGGACAAUGCACUUGACUUACCAGGAAAGAUACAGAAGGGCAACUGUGAGCCUUAACUCACAAUCUGUUAUGGUUGACUUGGGGUCUCUGUGGCCCCAAUAGGCCAGUUUCUAAAGUCUCCCAGGGAGAACUGAGAAACUCUGCCUCCACCUUCCCCCCAUACUCAACACUCAGUCUUUCAAUCUCUCCAGUCUCUUUUCUCUCUCUUUCUCUCUUGUGCGCGUGCAUGCACACACACACACACACACACACACACACACACACACACACA
This is a messenger RNA of Phodopus roborovskii (desert hamster), 1486 nucleotides long. It is a transcript of the gene Cd40lg, whose product is annotated as CD40 ligand. Gene Ontology annotation, molecular function: tumor necrosis factor receptor binding. The transcript has 5 exons. The record is from RefSeq and is a predicted model, not a curated record. The coding region runs from base 73 to 855 and encodes 260 amino acids. Gene Ontology annotation, cellular component: membrane. Gene Ontology annotation, biological process: immune response. NCBI's taxonomy places the organism in Eukaryota, Metazoa, Chordata, Mammalia, Rodentia, Cricetidae.